This is a messenger RNA of Taeniopygia guttata (zebra finch), 7156 nucleotides long. Lineage: Eukaryota; Metazoa; Chordata; Aves; Passeriformes; Estrildidae. The record is from RefSeq and is a predicted model, not a curated record.
CGCAGGGAGGUUUGGCGUGGAACCGAUGCUGCGCUGUGGGUCGGAUGGGGUUCUGUGGCCGUGGCAGAGGCUAUGUGAGGGCUCCGUUGCCACAUGCAGCUUCUGAUGAAGAAGAUUCACUUGUACCUGUUUCAGGAGUGCCUACAAAAGGAAAUUUAAGAACACAGCGUUUGCCAAAAUAUCAAACAAGUCAAACAGAACUUAAGGUGCCUGUAGCUGUUGCUUCUGUUUCCAUGUAUCCUGAUAAAAGCACAGGGCAGCAGGGCACUAAUGAAGGAGGAAUGAAGAGUGCUUCUUUAAAGGAUUUGUGUCCUGAGGACAAGAGACGCAUUGCAAACUUAAUUAAAGAACUUGCCAGGGUAAGUGAAGAAAAAGAGGUGACAGAAGAACGGCUGAAAGCUGAACAGGAAUCAUUUGAGAAGAAGAUCAGACAGCUAGAGGAGCAGAAUGAACUUAUCAUCAAGGAAAGGGAAGCUCUGCAGCAGCAGUACAGAGAAUGCCAAGAACUUUUGAGUCUUUAUCAGAAGUACCUAGCUGAGCAGCAAGAAAAACUAUCACACUCCCUUGCUGAACUCAGUGCGGCAAAGGAGAAGGAGCAGAAGGUAUCCAGUAAGAAGAGCUUGUGCCACCAGCACUCUUUGGGGCUGGACAGCUCCUUCUUGGGUGCUGGGGGACCUUGGACUCUACGUAAGAACAGUAGAGCACUGAAGGCUGGAAGCCCCGCCCGUGUUGCAUUGUCUCAGUCUUGCAGGAAUAACCACAAUUACAAUACUGAAAUGCAUUACAACCAUCAGGAGUGUCUGAAGGAAUAUCCAAUGGAAAACGACUUGCACAGAAAGUGCAACAAUGUGAUUUCCCCAGCCAAGCAGAGGAGCCCUCACCAUGUAAAGCAAGCUCAGGAGAUGGACCAGAGGGCAAGUGAAUUUCAGAGCACAUGCCCUCAGCAAGUGAGUCAUGGCUGUGCCUGGAGGCAUGUGGGGAGCUCCGGGAACAUGGAAGAGAGCUGCUAUGUCAGCCAGGUACUUAGAAAACACCCUGGGACAGUUCACAAGACCUGUGAUCAUUCCAGGCACUGUCGAGGUUCUGGGCUGAAUCACAGCACAGACUCAGGCCCUAAGGAAACAGAGCUGGCUAAAAGGUUGUAUGAAGAAAGAAGGCAGAAGCUGCUUCUUCAAAAAAUGGAGCUGGAAAUUGAAAAGGAACGACUCCAACAUUUAUUGACUAAGCAAGAAGCAAAACUGCUCCUAAAACAACAGCAACUACACCAAUCCCGUAUGGAUUAUAACAGGAUUAGAGGCCAUGUACCUGGCUUAGAAGAUGGGCCCAUUGCUGAAGCACCCAGAGAUCUUGCUCUGAUGAUGAAUGGCAGCAGCAUGGGGCUAAGUGUCCCGGUGUUGAAACAUGAAGAUUAUUUACUGAGGACAUCUCCAGUGAGCAAAAACUCCAGAAAACCAGGGAGCAGUCAUGGGAACAGUUCAGAGAAAAAAAUGGUUGGCUUUGGUGUAAAUGUGGAUGAUGGACAAAGCCCUCAAAUGCAGACCAAGAGGGAAGGCACCAAGUCCAGGAAAGCGACAACUUCAGGACUUAGGAAGGAUGCAGCCAUUUCUCGUGGGUUGAUGGGCAGCAGCAAAGUGCCUGCAACCACAGCCGUAUCACCGAUUCAGCAUGACUCUUCACGGUACCAAGCCUCUCUUCUUGACCUGGUGGAAGCUAUGAACCCAAUAUCAGCUCCAGGAAAGCUCGGCCAAGAACCUUGUGACAGGAACAAACCUCACACGCCCUGCAGUGUGAGCCACAGGCUGUCCACUUGGUGCCAGACCCCCUGCAGCCCCAGGAGCAGAGCAGAUGAGCUGGAGGAGAGCCGGCUCCUUGAGGAGAUCUUCUUCAUUUGACACUACUCCUUGCUCUACAGCUACUCUGAAAUUAUUUGAGUGAUCACUGCUUGUUUUCCCUCUUCUAAAACACAGCUAAUUAGAUCUAGGUUAAUUUUGGAUUUAGUGAUCAUGAUGGAAGUAUGUUGUUUGGGUAUGCCAAUCAGAAAGUGUUAACAUUUUUUCCUAAACCUUUCAUGUGCCAAGUAAUCAAUUUACAAUAGCAUUUUUUUUUAAAUCUACAACAUUUUCUAAUACAUUGAAGUUACAGUUUUGCCAGCCUUAUAUCGGAAGUAUAUUUCAUUAUUGAUUUUUCUGGCUCUAAAGCAGUUUGCAAGAACUGCCUAACAUUCAGCAACCAUCAUGUUCAAAGUAGAUUAUUUUCUAAUUAAACAAGUCUGUUUAAAACCUGGCAUAUUAUAAAGGUACAAGCACUUUAGUACUUUUUCACUGAUUUUAUGAUCUACUUUUUCCUUCAACAUUCUGAUAUUUAACACACUGAGUUUUUAGGGGAUAUAUCAUAAGCUUGACUCUACAGUGUCUGAUAGUGUUAAUAGAUGAUGUUGCAGGAUGAUGUACUAGGCACAGGUUUGAAUUAUAUUCCUCUUUAAAUCAGUGCUAUUUGACAGAGUUUAUGUGCUGGGUUAUGUAACCCUGAAAUAGCAGAACAGUCAGACAUCGUAGAGAUCCAAAACCUAUUUGAUGUACUUUUCAGGAUGAAAUACUUAGUAGUGCUAGUAUAAAAGCAGUCUUAAGACAUUUUCACUAACUUGCACUAUUUUGAUCCUGCAUCCAGGCUCCAUUGUAAAUAAGACAAAUCAGUAAUUAUUUCUACCAGCAGCUCACAAUGCACACUUUUCUGCCAGCUUUAAUUAUUCAUGCUGUAUCUAUUUCAGUUUAUUUAAAUGCAUUUCCAUCUACUGCAUGUACUUGGUUAUUUAAAGAAAUGUGCCGAAUUGGUAAAAAUGACUGCACAUUACAGGAUUAAUGGUCAUUUUCUCCACAAUGUAGUGUUCAUAUUUUAUUGUAACAGUAGCCACCGGCAUGUGUUCCUAGAAAUAUGAGACUAAAAUAUUCAUUUUGCACAGUAAAAUUGCAGCAAGGGAAAGGUAGAAUUGAUCCAGUACAGGCAAGUUCUAGGCCAUUUGCUCCCAAGCACCACUUCAUGGGCCAGUACUGCUUUUCAGACAGUCUCUUUAGGCAACCCUGCUUAUCUUAACGGCUGGGUUGAGUUUCUGUACUGAUGCUUGGGGUAUGGCUGCUGCCUGCCUCCCCGUGCUGCACCUGUGCAAUGUGUGAUGCUCUGUGAGGUGGAUCUCAGACAAGAGCACCACAGCCCCUGGCAGCAGUGUGCUCCAUCAGUGAAACAAAAGGAGAGUGAAGGGGAAGAAGAACCUCAGGUUACACUGGGCUGCUUCAUUCAGGCCCAGUCAUAAUCUCAAAUUAGGUUAUAUCCUUUCUGUGCAUCCCAGCUGAAUUUUAAAAGCUGCUUAGAGGAGUUUAAAGGAGGAAAGCAGCAUUGCUGGACCAGAAAAUUACUGCUGUGGAAAGUCCCUGCAUGGUCUGUCCUGCUUUUAGUGAGGUAUUACAGUUUUCUGGAAUAUGUCCAUCUGCUGUUGAAUGUCCCUCUUGUUCUACUCCCUGAGCCUGUGAAGGCCCAGGUUUCUGCUAAGAGUCCCAAAAAUGUAUUCAGUGCCCUGGCCCAGGUACGCCAGAUUGGAGCAUAAGUUUUCUUGUUCCGUUGCCUGAGUAAUCUGCUGCUUAAAGAGGGCAGGAAAAAGGAGGUGAAAGAAGAGAAAAAUAUACAAGGACCAGCAGGAAAUUUUGGGGAUAACCAUCACAUAGAUCUCAGAGUUUGGGGUUGUUCCAUGGUGUUUUUUUACCUUUGUUGGUGUUUUCUUUUUAAUUGCUGGCAUUUAUAGAGAAAGAGUUAUCUUAUUUCAGUUCAAUUGCUGCUUGUCUCUUUUCCAGUUUGACUGAAACUUUAGUUGCCUUUUCUUAUGAAUGCUAACUGACUUUUCAAAAUAGCAAAAAAUAUAUGUAUAUUUCUUGAAAGGUGCCUUUGUGUUGAGAACACUCCAUGGGAGCAUUCUGUUCUGUGAUUUUUUUUUGUGUGUGCCAGUAUUUUACUGCUUUGGGAUUUCUUAUGAUCACUUAAAAAAUUCUAAUUCUGAAGGUGACCUUUGGCUUGGAUCUAUAUUUUUUGGUUGUAGCUCUUUUUAAAAGGACAGUGUGAGGGUUGCGGGCUCUAUGCUGAAGGUGCUCUCUCUUAGUCAGACCUAUACAGGGGGCACACCUUUGUGAAUCAAAAUUUUCAAGUAAAAGAUGGUUGAAAUGCCUGAUGUGUGAAGAGCUGUAUGCUUUAACUCUCUAUGAGAUGCGGACAAAAGAAACAAAAGCUAUUAAUUUCAUAGACCCUGUGGAAAGUAAUUUUUUAUUAUAAUGCUGUCUUUUGCUCUAGUUAUCAGCAGUACAUUAGGAAUAGUGUUUAGCAGUCAGUGCAAGCAAAGAUAUUUUGCCAUGAGGCACUACAAAGUUGAAGUUAUUAAAACAUUUAUAGCCUUAGAAAAAAAAAUCAAUGAGUGUCAAAUAGGAAAGGACAAAAUCAGUAGUUGGUACUGGGAGGGAAAUUGUUUUCCAUCUGUUAAAACAGUAGAGGAAAUGCAAAAAUUAAACUAGCAAAAGCAAUGACGUGACAGUGUCCUUUUAAGUUUGAGCUUCUAUAUUGGGAGCUGCUGUUGGGGAGUUGGUCCAGCUAAAUUGUUUGUCCAGAGUGUUCCCAGUGGAUAUCCUUCAGCUGCACAUGAGGCUGUGUUUUCCACGAGGCUUUGUGGAGUAACAUGACUGCUGCUAAGGCUCCUACCCACACCUUCAGUUUAUGUCCUUCCCAUGUGGUUUGUGCACACACACUUGAUGGCUGUUUGUGUAGUUAUUGCUUUUGUGCACCUUGCACAUCACAGACCUGUAAUAAUCACACCCUUUUAAUUUCUAGCGUUUCCAGUCUUGCUGUUGAAUCCCAUUGCAAGCACGUAUUUAUAUGUGUAUGUGAGGUCUUAAUCUAAUAAAUUAUCUGGAGGUUUAAUUUAUUCUUCCAGACUUUUAUUUGGCUUAUCUUCUGAUUUUUGUCCAGCUCAGCUGUCAAUACUGCCAUUGACAAUGCUUUCCACUUUCCACAACAUCACAUCAUACUAUGUUGUGAGUCUCCAGUUUGCUAAGGUUCAUGAAGAAUUUGUUUAAACCUUUCUCUUCCUCUCCAGGACAUGGGUCUUACUGUGAGAAGGAGCAAGGCCUCCUUUGGAGCGUGAAGUAGGAGAGAGGUCUCAAAAUACAAAGGAGAAGAGACUUGAAGAACCAGCACCAUAUUUUGGGACAAAAAAAUGAAUUAAAGAGUAAGGAAGAAAGGAUGGAGAUGAAGGCAAGAAAGGACAAAGAUGCAAGGCAGGAAUUGUGUAAGAAGUGAAACCAGGAGGUCCUGCUAAAUUUAGAAAAGAUGAAGAGGAAAGAAUAACGUGAAGUAGAAGUACCAAGCAGGAAAGAAAAAGAUUGCAGCACUCAGCUUGGGACAGAGCAUGAACUUGUGGGUGCAGCACCUGUGAACUCAGACAUCUUGACAACAAUCUGCCAGACACAUUCCUGAUGAGAUGGGGGAGACCCAGACAACACAAACUCUCAGAAGGAGAAGAGUGAACAAAGCACAAGGCAGUGAUAGCAACAAAAACAGACUAGAAGACUUUCGAGCUGCAGGUGGGGAGGCAACUGACAUCUCUGAAUUGCAGAGGAAAUGGCUCCUUGUCAGUAGAGCUGGUGCCCCUCUAUUUGCACUUGUGCCUUUAGCAUAGGGAUCUCAUUACCAGAGAGCUUACUGGCAGAUUUGAGAGAUCACAGUGAGGAGUAAUAAAAAUGAUCAGGGACUGCUAUAAUUGACAUAAUGAGGAAACAAGAUGAGAAGAGUCAGGUAUUUAUAGCAUGGGUGAGAGAGACAAUUAAAAGGUGGGGUGGGAGAUGGACUGGAUGACCUGAAAGCCUUGUCUGCUUCUUAUAACUCCUUGUCAUGUGCUGAACAGAGGACUUGAAUUUACUGAGGCUGUCAGUAUGACUGUUAACAGCCCUAACUUCAUGUGUUGGAAAGCUCAGGUGGGUGUACUCUGGCUGUAUUGGCAGUGUCAGGAUGUCACUGGUGCUGUACUUUGUUUAAAAAAGUAGUCAUCACCGAUGUUGUGGAAAAAAAUUGACAUGCUGGCAGUAAAGAGAAAAAAAUUAGGCCUUCAUAAAGUAACAAGCCAUAGAAAACCUUGCUGAGGGAAGGGGCUGCCUGGGAAGGGCUGCCUGGUUGUUCAGCUGAUGAUGCUGAGCUCCUUCUGCUGCCUGCAGGGUGACCUGUGGAGAAGGAAGGUCCAUGGGGAGGGAGAAGACGUGAGAAAUUUCCUCUGUGAGGUGUCACCCAGCUGUGCAUGCAGCUGAACAAAACCACUGCUCCCCAGGAUGCACAGAUGUGCACAGGCUGUUGUCCCAAACAGCUGCUGAGCUCCACAGAGAGCUCUUGGAGCAAAUUCUGGGCCAGGCAAAAGCUUGCCAAUCCCACUGAUAGAUAGCUACAGCCAUGUGUGGUGUUUUGCUUCCCUUCUUAGUCCAUCCAUGUGUGUUCCUGCACUGGGGCCAGGGUCAGUGUCCAGGUGGUGUUUUAGAGCUCUGUGUUUGCUCUAGACUUGGGAGACUGCAGCAGAUUGCAGGCAGCCAAGCUGGAGACAUCUCAGCUCCUGGGUUGCAGUCAAAUUAAAACAUUGCUAUGGAAAGCAACGGGGCUGCAUGUGUUGGAGGUGCUUUGGGGAAAUAUCACAGCAGUGCUUGUUGAGUUUGGUGGCGGAGUAGUCACUCUGUUUUAAUGAUACCUGUGUGCAAAGGCCACAGCUGCUGUCAUCUGUUUAACAUUAGUCUCACUUUCACAGAGCAGACAUAGCCUAGGGUGGUGGAAAGGAGAGAAAGGUGACCAAGAAAAAGAAAAAAAAAAAAAGCCAUUCAUUUUCCACCAUUUUUUCCAUCCCGCUGAACUGCAAUACCAGUCUGUGGCUGAACAACAGUAAUCUUAUCCAGUGUACUGUUGAUUUAAGCCUCUUGGAUAUAUAUAACUUUGGAAAUGGUAAACUAUAUUAAUUUGCUAUGUUUUCAAGGGAAAGUUAUUUAUUGAGAGACAUUUUUAACUCAAGUGCCAGGAGCCUUAAAUCAUUAUAAUAAAUUCAUGCUAUUCAGGGUUUCUUACAUUGUAAUAAAUUUGUUUUAAACAUGAA